AUGGCCCCGCUAGCCACGCACGAGCGUCUCAUCCUCUUUGCCGACAAGAACGCCGACCCGCCCACCGCGAGCGCCUCCUCGUACCAGCUCCUCGCCCUCCCGCCGGCCCUCCUCGCCCUCGUCACCGUGUCCGCCGAGUCCGCCUCGCCCUCUGCGCCCCUCGAGUUCCGCGGCGACCUACAAGACUCGGCCGUCCUCGUCACCGACACCCAGACCUACGCGGUCCGCGGCGUCCAGAACUCGAACUCGCUCUGCGUGUGCGCGAGCGGCACCGGCGACGCCCCGACCCGAGGCCGCAAGCACUGGUUCGUGCCCGGUGCCGGCGGCGACCAGGGCGACGACCUGCCCGAGGACGACGACGGCGAGCCGGCGCGCAAGAAGGCGCGGCACGACGCCAUCGAAAUCGAGGCGGUCCUGCACGAGACGCUCGAGGCCGUCCCGGCCGUCGCGCGCACCGACAAGCUCGACGGUCUGCUCAAGGGCGCAGAGUACCUCGGAGAUGCCGCCGAGGAGGCCAGGACCGGGCAGCAGGACGUCCCGCGCUUCACGUUCGACUCGCUCCGAGCCCGCCUUCCAGCUUCCGACGCCGAGAUCCGCACCGCCCUGUCCCGCCGCCGUGUCGUCACCCUCGACGACUACCUUCGCCCUCUCCCUCCCUCCUUCCUCCUCGCCGUCCUCCCCUCGGUCCUCUCGACACUGCCCUUGCCCGCCAAUCUCGCCCACGGUCCGGCAGCAGCGACCAAGAAGAAGGCCAAGGGCAAGGACGUCAAGCCGGUCGUGCCCGCCGUCGCCGCGAGCGCCCAGCUCCUGCACGCCGAGGCGCUCGAGGUCGACCUCCUUGACGCGCUCGACGCCGUCGACUGCGGCAACGAGGACGUCGCGCGGCAACUGCUCGCGUGGUUCGGCGACCAGGUCGACGUCGGCGGCAAGAAGCGGUGGCGGCUCGACGCGGCGCAGCUCGUCAAGGAGGUCGGGGUCGCUCUUCUCGCCGGUGGAGGGUUCGGCCAGCAGCCGCACGACGCGUUCCUCAAGCGCUGGAAAGGCCUCGUCGGUGGCUUUGCGCCGGUCUGCGCGCUCUCGCUCCUCGCCGGCCUGCACCUGUUCCGCCCGCCGCCCGUCUCGACGAUCCAGUACCUUCCGCCCUCGUCCCUCUCGCCCGACCCGGCCGCACGGUUCGCCGAGCUCUUCUCGCUCAAGCCCAAGUGGAUCGAGGCCGACAUGAGCCUGUACAUCGACGACCUGACCGGCGGCGACAAGAAGAAGCGCGACGCGCUCGUCCUCAAGUUCGUCCGCAAGGUCAAGGACAAAGACGCGACCUGGUGGACGGCCCGCAACCUGUGGAGUGCUUAGUCAACGUCGUGGGCUUCGGCUCUGCACCCUGUCCGACCUUGGUGUUCGUCGAGCAACCAGUCGAUCGCGUUUUCGG
Messenger RNA from Rhodotorula graminis WP1, 1426 nucleotides. RefSeq lists its product as uncharacterized. Lineage: Eukaryota; Fungi; Basidiomycota; Microbotryomycetes; Sporidiobolales; Sporidiobolaceae. Gene Ontology annotation, biological process: maintenance of mitotic sister chromatid cohesion; mitotic sister chromatid cohesion. Bases 1 to 1350 code for a protein of 449 amino acids. The record is from RefSeq and is a predicted model, not a curated record. The transcript has 4 exons. Gene Ontology annotation, cellular component: chromatin; chromosome, centromeric region; nucleus.